This is a messenger RNA of Macrobrachium nipponense, 2567 nucleotides long. RefSeq names its product chorion peroxidase-like. Gene Ontology annotation, biological process: response to oxidative stress. Gene Ontology annotation, molecular function: peroxidase activity; heme binding. The transcript is spliced from 15 exons. NCBI's taxonomy places the organism in Eukaryota, Metazoa, Arthropoda, Malacostraca, Decapoda, Palaemonidae. The record is from RefSeq and is a predicted model, not a curated record. The coding region runs from base 98 to 2131 and encodes 677 amino acids.
AGAAGAGGCAACUCGCCCUUCGGCUUCUCAGUCCACAUCAGACCACAGACGAAGUUAAACUCGUUCCCAGUGUCUUCCCAAGUGUCGUCUUUACGCCAUGGCCGUGCCAUUGCUUAGAUUAUUCGCGUUAUUAUUGGUGUUAGGAGUCCAUGCAUCCUUUGGCCACAGAGAAGGGGAGUGCAUUGAGGUAGGAUAUGCCAGAUCCGCUGGGAGUCUCCUACAUCAAGGCUACGAGGCCACCAAGAAAGCCGUUCUUGAACGAUGGGCCACAGAGGACAAAGAAAAGAAACCGUACAAGCUAUCUCCUCUCCUAGUAAACGUCACUCGAACUGGCCAGCUCUUGGAAGAUGCUUCAAAGGUUAUAGUGGACAUGAUCCGGAAGACUAGGGUGGGCAAAAGAUGUCCUGGGGACUGGCUUCUCAAAGGGCUUGAGAAACACGUUGUGCCUCUCAUCAACCUUGACAAAGAACUCGCAGAGGAAAUGGGGCUGGUGAUGUCCUUCAGAUGUAUGGUGGGGUCCCCUUAUCCCAACGUGGAUGGAUCAUGUAUCAAUCAAGAGUCACCUGACUUGGGUUCGGUUGGGUCAAAGUUUCUUCGUCUACAACCGGCAGCAGCUGGAAAGGAUGGAUUUACAAUUCGGUCUUCGGUGAAUGAUGGGAAGAAACUUCCAUCUGCCAGAACAGUUGCUGAAGUUUUGAGGAAACACCUGAAAAAGCCUACAGUGUACGGGAUCUUCACUGAAUGGGCCCACUUCGUUCAGAGGGACACCUUCAGUAUUCCUGAGUCCCCAUUGGCUGACAACAUAGAUUGCUGUGCUACCCCUGAAGCUGAGGAUUGUGAGCCAAUUCAAGUUGAUAAGAAUGAUGCCCUCUUUUCGACUCGACCUUGCAUAAACUUCAGGAGGUCUGCUCGUGCCCAAGCCAUUCUUGGUCAUCGAGAAACUCUUUCAACUGUAUCGACAUUCCUUGACGCAUCCCCUGUGUAUGGCCAUACAGAUAAGGUAGCCUUCACAAGGAAAACUGGAUACUUUGGUUACCUCAAAGCACCUGGAUUGGAUGAAGAUGAUGAGGAUGCUGAUGACAAAAAGGUAGAAAAGAAAUCUGAAGACACAAAAUGUGGAGCUCCUGAGUCUCUGAAAGGGUGUUUCAAACUCUCCAGUGGAGACUGGAUUGAAGGCCUCAAGUUAUUGCUGUUAUUAGAGCAUAAUCGCAUUGCUGACCUUCUGGCUGAAUUGAACCCUCAUUUUGAUGAUGCUCUCCUCUACAAUGAAGCCAGACGAAUGACCAUCGCCCAGUACAACCAUAUCACCUACGGAGAGUACCUGCCAAUUCUUAUGGGAGACGAACUCGUCAAGAAGCAUUCCCUCAAUCCAGGCUCUACAGGUCCAGGCUCUGGUUACAUAAAGGAGGUCAACCCUGGUGUUCUGGCUAACUUUGCAUCCUCAUCUUACAGAAAUCCUGCUAUGUAUACCGAAUGGAAGGCAGAAUGGGGACCUAGUGAAUUGGCUGAGUCAACUCAUUACGACUCCAUUCGAGAAGAUGAUUACCAUGACUACUUGGCUAUGGAUGUUCAGCGCAGCAGAGACCAAGGUGUGGUGGGCUAUUUGGUAUGGAGGAGGUUCUGUGAUAAUGACAAACAGUACAACACCUGGGAAGAUCUUGAAAGGGGUCUUUCCAAGGAACUGGUGGCAGAGCUCAAAGUUCUUUAUGAUGAUGAGAUGGAUGACAUAGACCCUCAGGUUGCUGUUUUUGAGACUCCUAUGGAAGGGGCCGUCAUCGGUAAAACGCUGUCAUGUUUGGUUGCUGACCAAUUUGCGCGCUUGAAGACUGGUAACCGUCUGUUCUGGGAGCAUGAAACUAGUAUGCUGACUGUGGAGCAGAAGGCAUGGAUUAAGCAGUCCUCCUUAGCGAGAUUGCUUUGCAAUAACUUGCCUGUUGAGAAUGUACCUACCAAUGCUUUCCUGCCUGUGUCAGAAACAAAUCCACUGCUGUCUUGCUCUGAAUUGCCAGCACUUACAAUCGAGGCCUGGAAGGACACAGCGCUAAUAGAAAAGAUGAAGCAACUGAAAGAAGGCAAAGCUGCAGAGGGAAGCGAGGCCAAGGAAAGUACUUCGAGGGGUUCGGAACUUUAGUGGAACUAGUAAUUAUAUGCGCUCUCAAAAAAAGACCAAACCAAGUGUAGGUGUCUUGUUCUUACUCCACAAAGGAAAUAGGCAUUUGAUGAAGUCACAAAAGGAUGAGAUUUUUGUUUGAAAUUUCUAAGAAGUUUGUAUGUUUGUGAAUAUAAUAAUAAUAAUAAUUUUACAAUGUGCAGUAUAGAACAUGUACUAAUACUACUGUGCAACAUGUAUUAAAACUGGGCCUUAUAGAACCUAGUGUUCUCUAUACCUCAUAUGUAAUACUUUGUCAUGUAAUAUAUUUUAUGUUCAUUUAUGUGUUGAAUAUUUGUUCAAACUUCAGCGAUAUUAAAAGUUACAUCCUCAAAUAUCUUGAGUGACCGAUAUUUUUUACAUUAAUACUUAAGUGUUAUGUUGUCCAUGUCAGUUAUAAUAAAUUGUUACUUUACGA